AUGGUUGUUGACACCACAUACUAUGACCUUCUAGGCAUUGAAACCACCGCUACAUCACUUGAGAUCAAGAAGGCAUACAGGAAGGCUGCCAUCCGUCUUCAUCCCGAUAAAAACCCCAAUGAUCCCACUGCUGCUGCACGGUUCCAAGAAGUGGGCCAAGCAUACCAAGUACUUAGCGAUGACACGUUGCGGGCCAAGUAUGACAAGUUUGGAAAGCAAGAAAGUAUCCCCACUGAAGGGUUUGAAGACCCUGCUGAAUUCUUCUCUAUGAUUUUCGGCGGGGAGGCCUUCAAGGAGUGGAUUGGAGAGUUGAGUUUGUUACUGGAGUUAUCCAAGAGUGCCGAGUUGGCUGGAUAUACCGAUGGUGAAGAUGACAAGAAGGAGAAAUCUGAUGGAGACAAGACCGAGCCAGGUGUGAAUGAAACUUCGACCGAAGGAGCUACAACUUCCACUAGUGGAACUACCAACCCAUCCAAGGACCAAUUACUCCUUUCCCAUACCACCCAUGACGAGUCAAAACUUACAGCUAAGGAAAUCGAAGAAAGCAAACGCAAGGCUGAACUAGAAAAGUUUGAAGAAGAAUGUCGUCUUAAGAAGUUGGAAACAAGACGUCAGCUUGCGCAAAAACUCGUGGAAAAGCUCCUGCUUUUCACCGAAACCGACAUGAAACAAGAUGUGAUUGAUUCAUUCCAGACUAAAAUCAAAUACGAAGCCGAGUCACUCAAGAUGGAGAGUUUUGGAUUGGAGAUUUUGCAUACCUUGGGACACAUUUACAAGACCAAGUCGAGGAUUUUCUUCAAGAACCAAACCUUUUUCGGCUGGGGUGGAUUCUGGUAUAGUGUGAAGGAAAAGGGUGGAGUUGUCAAGGAUACUUUCAAGACUGUCAGCUCGGCAUUGGAUGCUCAACGAACCAUGGAGGAGUACACGCAAAUGCAGCAAGACAAUGAAUACCACGCCAAGAAGGAAGCUGAAGAACAAAAGGAGCAAGAUCCAGAAGAAGCCAAGAGUGCCGCUGAACAAGAGGUGAACAAGUUGGAAGAAGAGCUUGAACAUGUGAAGCAGGAAAAGGCUGAAGUUGAAAAGUCAAAAGAACCUAUUCCUAAUAAACACACCCCAGAAGAGUUGGCGGAAAUGGAGAAGUACUUGAUGGGCAAAGUGUUGGCCGCUGCUUGGUCCGGAUCCAAGUUUGAAAUUCAAGGUACUGUGCGUGCUGUAUGUGACAUGGUUUUGGAGGAUAAGGAGGUUCCUCUUGAAACUAGGGUGGCUAGAGCCAAGGGAUUGAGACUUAUUGCUGAUGUGUUUAUUGCCGUGAAUAGAACUGAGGAUGAAGCAGAAGAGGCUAGAGUAUUUGAAGAGUUAGUGGCCGAAGCCAGCAAGAAGCGAGAUCGUAAAAAGCAUCAUCAUAAUGAUGAAGAUGUUGCAAAAAAUGAUGUUCCUGCAGAAGCUGGUGCCAUAUGA
Messenger RNA from Spathaspora passalidarum NRRL Y-27907, 1458 nucleotides. RefSeq names its product Djp1p (gene DJP1). NCBI's taxonomy places the organism in Eukaryota, Fungi, Ascomycota, Pichiomycetes, Serinales, Debaryomycetaceae. Bases 1 to 1458 code for a protein of 485 amino acids. The transcript has a single exon. Gene Ontology annotation, cellular component: cytosol. Gene Ontology annotation, biological process: protein import into peroxisome matrix. The record is from RefSeq and is a predicted model, not a curated record.